AUGUCUUCAUGUUGGCCAAAGAAGCUGUUGUACUUGGCAUCACAGCACACCACCAGAACACUUCUCAACAAGAGCACUUGUGUUUGUUCAACGAGCCCCAAUCUGAGACACUAUACCUGUGGAAAGAAUCCAUCCCGGAGGAGAGUAGCAAUCACUGGAAUAGGACUUGUCUCUCCUCUCGGCACAGGGACUACUCUACCCUGGAAGCAGCUGAUUAACGGUGCCAGUGGGAUCGUCGCCCUUGACUCUGAGAUGUAUAAGACAGUCCCCUGUAAAGUGGCAGCCCUGGUGCCCCGAGGGGAUGGAGAGGGCCAGUUCAAGGAUGAGAGAUUCGCCACACGCGGGGAGAUCAACAGUAUGUCACCAGCCACUGUCAUGGCUCUCGCUGCCGCCCAGCUGGCACUGGAGGAUUCUGGGUGGUAUCCCAGCAGCCCUGAGGAGCAGCUGACCACAGGGGUGGCGGUGGGGAUGGGCAUGGUUUCGCUGGACGAGAUCGCCAAGACGUCGGCCAUCUUCCAGGCAAAAGGUUACAGUAAGGUCAGUUAUGAGGUCCGCUGUAGCCAGCAGGCGCUGAAGUGUGCUGUGCUGCUUCCAACCUCUCAGAUGUGUGUGUGUGUGGCAGGGUUGGUUGGUAGGUAGGAGUGUGUCCUAUUUGCAGAGCAGGGUUGAGAACUUGAGAUUAAAUAAGAACAGACUGCAAAUAAAACAUGGAUUUAAUAAAAGUUGUAUUUGUAUUCUAGGUCAGCCCCUUCUUUGUGCCUCGUAUCCUGGUCAACAUGGCUGCCGGUCACAUCAGCAUCAAGCACAAACUGAAAGGCCCCAACCAUGCCGUUUCCACUGCCUGCACCACUGGAGCCCAUGCCCUCGGUGACGCAGCCAGGUUCAUCGCCCACGGAGACGCCAUCGCCAUGGUAGCGGGUGGGACAGAAGCCUGCGUGGGACCUCUGUCAAUCGCGGGGUUCGCCAGGGCGAGGUAAGUCUUGAAGAUUCCAGGAUUAUUUUGUUUGUUUGUGUUAUUUUUGUUAGUAUAGAUCUAAUCUGUCCUUUGAUCAACUUUUACAUAUGUAUUAAGACGUAUGCCUAUGCCAUUUGUAUGUUCAUGGAUUCAGAUUGUAUUGACUACUAUGUGGGUGUAAUUCGACUUGAACCUUUACUUGAAGGGCUCUGAGUACCCACUGGAACGACCAGCCAAGGCUGGCAUCGCGGCCCUUCCACCCAGAGAGGGAUGGGUUUGUAAUGGGUGAAGGGGCUGCGGUGGUGCUUCUGGAGGAGUGGGAGCAUGCUGUGGGGAGGGGGGCCUCGGUGUACGCUGAGGUGCUGGGGUACGGACUGUCAGGGGACGCCAGCCACAUCACAGCCCCCGCUGCUGAUGGAGACGGAGCCUUCAGGUAAUAGUCAUGGAUGGGGUUUAUAGCACUCUUUCACCAGGUGCUUACUAUUUGGGUUAGGAGUUAAGGAACUAUUGAGAUGUACUGUAGCCAGUACCAUUAUCAAUAUCUAGCAACUUGACCAUGAGAAAAAUAUUUGUAAUUUUUUUUAGGCCAAUUUCAAAAAGAUUCUGACAUUUUUAAAUGAAAUGGUGAACAUAUUUGAAGUUAUUAAAUUUUUGCAGUCCACUUUCAUUCUCCUCUUCUUCCAGGUGCAUGUCUGCAGCGCUCAGAGACGCCGGUGUGGAACCGGCCCAUGUGACGUACGUGAACGCACAUGCCACCUCUACACCACUAGGUGACGCUGCAGAGAACACUGCCAUCAAGAGACUUUUCCAGCAGCACGCUGCCGCCCUGGCUGUCUCCUCCACUAAGGGGGCCACGGGGCAUCUCCUGGGGGCUGCCGGGGCCCUGGAAGCAGCCUUCACUGCCCUGGCCUGUUACCACAGCACUUUGCCACCCACCCUCAACCUGGACCGCACCGAACCAGAGUUUGACCUGAACUAUGUGCCUUGCACAGCACAGCAGUGGAAGACAGAGGGCAGGCGGGUAGCUCUCACAAACUCUUUUGGGUUUGGGGGGACUAAUGCGUCGCUGUGUCUCGCCAGUGUCUGAAAAGCUUGUCUGAAGGAUUUACUUCUUACUGGUUUUGUAUGGGAUUUGAUUUCACAACAGGUUCUUUAUAGAUUCCUAGUAUUUCAGUUUCAAAAUGUUCUCAAUAUUAUAUUGGGACAUGUAAUGCAAACAUCGAUCAUACAAUUCUGAUCGAUGUUUGCAUUUUGAUCAUU
Messenger RNA from Coregonus sp. 'balchen', 2215 nucleotides. Lineage: Eukaryota; Metazoa; Chordata; Actinopteri; Salmoniformes; Salmonidae. The record is from the annotation of a GenBank genome assembly.